Molecule: messenger RNA, 678 nt
Organism: Sesamum indicum (sesame)
Lineage: Eukaryota; Viridiplantae; Streptophyta; Magnoliopsida; Lamiales; Pedaliaceae
Molecular function (GO): nucleic acid binding
Source: RefSeq, a predicted model, not a curated record
AUGGAUAAGUUUGACAAUUGUGCGAUCCAACAAAUUCCUCGCUAUGAAAAUGAUAAAGCGGACGCAUUAUCUAAGUUCGGAGCUACCAUGGCAGGUAUAAAGGAUCGCAGAAUUACAACAAUAAUUCGUGAUAAGACAGUGAUCACCGAAAGUUUGAAUGUAGAGAUGCAUCUAAAAACGCAAAUUGUGGCUAAGGGAUCGUGGGUCGAGGAACUGCCAGGAGUUCUCUGGGCCUAUCGAACAACCCUGCAAACUGCAACAGGUGAGACUCCAUUUUGCUUAGUUUAUGAAACUGAAGCCAUUAUCCAUAUAAAAAUGGGUGAGGAAUCCCAAAGGGUCAUGACGUACGACUCUGAGACCAACCAAGACGAAAGGAGUUUCGAUCUAAUCACAAUUGAAGAGAGGAGGGACAUGGCGUAUGCGAGGAUAAUGCAUCAUAAGGGAAUGAUGAUGAAAAACUACAACCGGAAGGUGAAACCAAGGCAGUUGCAGGUGGAAGAUCUCGUGCUAAAAAUAGUUGAAGUGACUUGCCAUGUGGGGAAGCUCGACCCCGCAUGGGAAGGACCAUAUAAAGUGAUUGAAAUUAAAAAGAGGGGGACUUAUAAGUUGAAAGACAUGCAGAGGCAGAAGUUACCGCGACCUUAUAACAUACACAACUUGAAGAAGUUCUAUGCCUGA